This is a messenger RNA of Castor canadensis (American beaver), 3001 nucleotides long. RefSeq names its product cyclin L2 (gene Ccnl2). Gene Ontology annotation, biological process: regulation of transcription by RNA polymerase II. Gene Ontology annotation, molecular function: cyclin-dependent protein serine/threonine kinase regulator activity. The record is from RefSeq and is a predicted model, not a curated record. Lineage: Eukaryota; Metazoa; Chordata; Mammalia; Rodentia; Castoridae.
CACAAAAUGGCGGCAGCGGCGGCAGCCGGAGCUCCGGGGUCGACGGCCCCCGCGGCGGCGGCCGGUGCCUCGGGCUCGGGGGGCGCCGCGCCGGGGUCGCAGGGGGUGCUGAUCGGGGACAAGCUGUACUCGGGCGUGCUCAUCACCUUGGAGAACUGCCUGCUGCCCGACGACAAGCUCCGCUUCACGCCGUCCAUGUCGAGUGGUCUCGACACGGACACGGAGACCGGACUCCGCGUGGUGGGCUGCGAACUCAUCCAGGCGGCCGGCAUCUUGCUCCGCCUGCCGCAGGUGGCCAUGGCUACGGGGCAGGUGCUGUUCCAGCGGUUCUUCUACACGAAGUCCUUUGUGAAGCAUUCCAUGGAGCAUGUAUCCAUGGCCUGUGUACACCUUGCCUCCAAAAUAGAAGAGGCUCCGAGACGAAUCCGGGACGUCAUCAAUGUGUUUCAUCGCCUUCGACAUCUGAGGGAGAAAAAGAAACCUGUGCCUCUACUACUGGAUCAAGAGUAUGUUAACUUAAAAAACCAGAUCAUAAAGGCAGAGAGACGUGUCCUCAAGGAGCUGGGCUUCUGUGUCCAUGUGAAGCACCCUCACAAGAUAAUCGUUAUGUACCUUCAGGUGUUAGAGUGUGAGCGUAAUCAACACCUGGUCCAGACUGCAUGGAACUAUAUGAAUGACAGCCUUCGCACAGAUGUCUUUGUACGGUUCCAGCCUGAGAGCAUUGCCUGUGCCUGCAUCUACCUCGCUGCCCGGACGCUGGAGAUCCCUCUACCCAAUCGUCCUCAUUGGUUUCUUUUGUUUGGAGCAUCUGAAGAAGAAAUUCAAGAAAUCUGCUUAAAAAUCCUGCAGCUUUAUACACGGAAAAAGGCCGAUCUGACACACCUGGAAAGUGAAGUGGAAAAGAGAAGACACGCCAUUGAAGAGGCGAAGGCACGAGCCAGGGGCCUCCUGCCUGGGGGCCCUCCAGUGCCGGACAGCUCUGCAGGAUUCUCCCCUGUCCCCAAACUGGUAGAAUCCCCCAAAGAAUGUAAAGGAACCAAGCCUUCCCCACUCUCUGUGAAGAAUGCCAAGAGGAAAGUGGAGGGCAUGAAGAAAGCUAAGCCUGACAGUCCUGUGAAUGGCUUGCCAAAGGGGCGAGAGGGGCGAGAGAGUCGAAGCCGUAGCAGGAGUCGGGAGCAGAGCUACUCAAGGUCCCCAUCACGGUCUGCUUCUCCUAAGAGGAGAAAAAGCGACAGUGGCUCUACCUCAGGUGGGUCCAAGUCACAGAGCCGAUCUCGGAGCCGUAGUGAUUCCCCACCAAGGCAGGCACAUCGUGGUGCUCCCUAUAAAGGCUCUGAGGUGAGGAGCUCUCGGAAAUCCAAGGACUGCAAGUACCCCACCCAGAAACCACACAAGUCUCGCAGCCGGAGCUCAUCCCGCUCUCGAAGCCGGUCACGAGAGCGGAUGGAUAAUUCUGGAAAAUACAAGAAGAAAAGUCAUUACUAUAGGGAUCAGCGACGUGAGCGCUCCAGGUCAUAUGACCGCACCGGCCAUCGCUAUGAGCGGGACCACCCUGGGCACAGCAGGCAUCGGAGGUGAGGUGGUGUCCCUGGGGGCUGCCCUUGGCCCCUCCCCGUCAGGCAAACCUUGGCUUGAGUGGCUCCAUAGCACGAUUCUUUUUGGAAGUCUUUUUGACUAUGGACCCUGAGGUGAAUUUGGAAAUGGAGUUGAGGGGACGGACAGCCAGGUGCCCUUCAGGUUGACCUGGGGCGUGGCACAUGCCUGUACCACCUCAGCUACAGCCUUGCAGGCAGCUUGAUGGAAGUGCAGUGGCUCGAGUCCCUGUUGGUGUGGCUUGGUGCUAUCAACAAGCUGUGUCUUCACUUCCGUACUGAUACUCAAUUACGUUAAGCCAAGAAAGAUGAUUUUUAGAAUCUUUGCCUAUAUUAGGUUGUACUUAUGUACAUAUUUUGCAGUGUUUCACGAUGAGAAAAUGGCCUUAAUAGCCCCUUAUUCUCUAUCCACGUUGUAAAUAAACAUGUGUUUAAUACAAAUGAAAGUUAUAUAUACAAACUCAGAACUUGAAUUCUGCCAGCUGAAAACUUGUGUAGAGAAUUCUGAUUUUUAAAAUGUGAAGGUAUGUAGGUCUGUGUUGAAAGUCAUAUAUUUUUAUCUGUGCAAUGCUGAGUGCAGGCCACCAGCUCCUAAAUAGAAAAGUUUCUUAUUAUAUGCAUUUUACGUGGUUGAAUAAACACAAUUCUCUUCUCAGGAUAUAUGGGACAUUGAAGAUUUUGUAGGUUGUUGUUCUGUUUGCUUGUUAGCAUGUGCAGCUAUGCAUAGCCAACUUGGCUGUUCUAGGGGCAUGUUUGAGCUGCUGUCCCUACUCCCUCACCUGAAGGUUAGGUUUUGUAUUGAGCUCCUUUGCACCUGCCUGAAACCAUCUGCUCUUUGAGAUGAGGGACUGGAGGUGUGAAAUCUCUUUAAGUGAUGCUGAAGUGCUCUCUGGCCUGAAGGUCACUGGUUUAUAACCCAUGCCAUCUUUCCUUUGUGUGGGCACAGGGACAACUGGGAGCAGUGUUCCUCUCAGAACUGGGGCCUUCCUGUGGGCCAUGGGUGGAUGGAUAGGUGAGAAAGGCAAGCCUGGGGCCAUUUUCUAUUCCUGGGAUAGAUGCUGUGUCUCACCUAGGCCUGUCAUUCAUCUGGUUUUUGGCUCUUCUGUUGGUCACUUCCCGAGGCUAGACUUGUUAAAUGGGCUUGUGGGGGCAGCUUCAGAAUGGUUGAGGCUCCAUGGACUGAGCUUCCAUCAUUGGUGGUAGUCCCCAGGGUGUCUGGGAGAAGGGACAGGUGAAGCCCAGCCUACCACUGAGACGUAGACAGGGUUGUUCUUCCAGCUCAAGCUCAGGCCACUGUCACCAUCUGGCAAUUGCAGUGGCAGCUCCAUGCUGGCCACUUGAAACUCCUGACCUCUGUCUGUCCCAGUAUGUCAAUCCUGACCCUCAGGCCUCAUGCUGAAACACUUUUC